Messenger RNA from Chironomus riparius, 3449 nucleotides. Lineage: Eukaryota; Metazoa; Arthropoda; Insecta; Diptera; Chironomidae. The record is from the annotation of a GenBank genome assembly.
AAAAUCAGUAGUGAUAAAAAAAUAAAUUUGAACUUUUUAAACAAAUUGAGAUAGAAACACACACACACACAAACAAGAUAAAAAAAAGAAGACGCAAGAACUUUAGCGAUUAAACAAAAAAUUUCAUUUCGAAGACUUCUGAAAAAGAAAAGAAAAAAGAAAGUUUUAAUUAAUAAUAUUAAUAUCUUAAAAGUGCUUAGUGAUACAAAAUAAUUUUAUAUAAAAGAUGAUGCCAAAACGUCCACGACUUGAUGCCGUACGCGGCCCUAUAUCAUCAAACGGCCCUCUACAAUCACGGCCGCUUGUAGCUUUAUUAGAUGGUAGAGAUUGUUCCAUUGAAAUGCCAAUUUUAAAAGAUGUUGCAACAGUUGCAUUUUGUGAUGCUCAGAGUACAUCUGAAAUUCAUGAAAAAGUAUUAAAUGAAGCCGUUGGUGCUUUGAUGUGGCACACAAUAAUUCUAACGAAAGAAGAUCUCGAGAAAUUCAAAGCACUUCGAAUCAUUGUUCGUAUUGGCAGUGGUGUAGACAAUAUUGAUGUAAAAGCAGCUGGCGAACUCGGCAUUGCCGUUUGUAACGUUCCGGGAUAUGGAGUUGAGGAAGUUGCAGACACAACACUAUGUCUCAUUUUAAAUCUCUACCGACGAACAUAUUGGCUCGCAAACAUGGUUCGUGAGGGAAAAAAAUUCACAGGACCCGAGCAAGUUAGAGACGCAGCACAGGGAUGCGCAAGAAUACGCGGAGACACGCUGGGUAUUGUUGGUCUUGGACGAAUUGGCAGUGCUGUGGCAUUGAGAGCAAAGGCUUUUGGAUUUAAUGUCAGCUUCUAUGAUCCUUAUUUACCUGAUGGCAUUGAAAAAUCGUUAGGGCUUACUCGAGUAUAUACUCUUCAGGAACUUCUCUUCCACUCUGACUGUGUCUCCUUGCAUUGUACAUUAAAUGAACAUAAUCAUCAUCUUAUUAAUGAGUACACAAUUAAACAGAUGAGACCUGGCGCUUUCUUAGUAAAUACAGCCCGUGGAGGCCUUGUUGAUGAUGAGGCACUUGCACAAGCACUAAAACAAGGAAGAAUACGAGCAGCUGCUUUAGACGUUCACGAGAAUGAGCCAUAUAAUGUAUUUCAGGGAGCUCUUAAAGACGCCCCAAACUUACUCUGUACACCACAUGCCGCCUUUUACAGUGAAGCUGCAACAACAGAGCUACGCGAAAUGGCUGCGAGUGAAAUACGUCGCGCAAUUGUUGGGACCAUUCCAGAUGCUCUCAGAAAUUGUGUGAAUAAAGAAUACUUUUUGAGAUCGGCAUCCGGUGGAGGAUAUUCAGAAGCUGGCAUUAACGGUGGAUAUUAUUCAGGUGGACUGCAUACACAGCAAGCACACAGUACAACCCCAUUAGAAGCGCCUCAUAGUGCUGGAUCAACGCAUGCGGCAGCUAGUGGACCUCCAAGUCAAUCGGGCUCAGCACCACCAGUUUCGGGACAGCAACAAGGUAUUCAACAGCAUCCAUUGGUUAGCAAAUCGCCUCUUAGUGCCCCCGAUCCCAAUCAUCAUUCGUCAAGUGUUAAACCGGAGUCAUCAGAAGUUCACUAGUAUGUUUCUAUUGAGCGCUCACAUGCUAAAAUAAUAUGCAAGUUUUAUUUAAUUAUUUCUCCUUAAUUGGCAUAGAAAAUUGAACUAGAAUUUUCGUAUUGAAAAGAAUUUCAACAAACAAAAAAUAUGAAAAGAGAAAAAAACUAAAAACACAAAAAAUCAUUUCUUUUUAAACUCAUUGAAAAAAAAACGACACGGAUGGGAUGAUAUGAAAAGUGAGAAUGAGAAAGAAACAAGCAAAACAAGUAUAAAUGAAAAUGGAAAUUAUUAAUUUUGAAGGUGACGAUAAAUGAUAAUUUAUGAAUAGUGAAUACAUAUUCGCAAGAAUAAGUACUUAGGAUUAUUAAGGAUUAACAAAUUUCAACAAGAAAAGAAAUGAGAAGAGAAGAAGAAAACAACUUUUUAUGAUAAAUCAAUUAAUCAAUGCACACACAUUCAUUUUCCUGCUUAUGAAGUUGCUUCCUAUUUAAGUUUUCUCUCUGUAUUUUUUUUUUUUGACAAUCAAUUAUAUUAUUAUGACAAAAAAUUGUAUUUUUUAUUACAUUUCAAUUUUUUUUUAUUUUUUUCAUUUGGGAAACUGUAAAUUUAAACAAAACCUAAACGAAAUUGCAAUUGAAUUUGAAAUUUGAAACUUUCCUUCGUUAUUUUAUCAUGUAUAUGUUGUAAAAUCUUAAUUAUUGAGGAAAUCGUGUUAAAAAAAAAUGAGCUGUAAUGUUUGUUUCAUAAGUCUAUAUUGCAUUUAAAAGAGUUAAGAAAUAUGUUUAUUAAAAACAACAUCACAAGAUAUAAAAUCAUUCAGCGAAUUUCGGCUUGUUGAGAAUUGUUCUUGAUAAAUCUUUAAUUGGGUACCUUCCUUAACGCUUGUACAGUCUCAUCAAGAACUUAAUUUCGUUUAAAUCAUUAGAAUUUUCCUGUAAAUCGAUUAGUCGCUCUAAGAUGCCCUAGCAGAGCUAAUGAAAUCGACCACAAAAAUCAUUUUAUCGCGCCAAAAUUAAAGUGAACUGCUGUAAGACCUGAAUAUUCUAAUAAGAGCAGACAACCUGUACAACUUAACACUUAAGCAGAGAAUAUCCGGUUGUUAAAUUUACUUUUGACUUGAAAUGCAUCUCGUGGUCAAUUUUAUCCAGUGCUGCUCGUGAAUGGACAAAUUUACAAGAACUUUUAUUUCCAAAUCGAAGAAUUGUCAAAAAUUCUCACUAAGCCUCAUCGUCUGAAUAAUUAAAUAGAAUGGCAAAUGAAUUGUAGCAACGGAAUAAAAGUAAAUAAUAAUAAUUUCUCCAUUUUGAUUCAGUUACACUGGUCAAAUUCUUGUUAGCUUUCAAAAAUGUUUUCAUAUUCACAUAAAAGUGUGUUGUAAUUCACGUGGCUUACAAGCAAUAUGUAUUGGCAAGGUUAAUGUCUCGUUAAGUCAUCAAAAAAAAAAAAUAAAAAUUGCCAGACAAAAUCUGUACAGUCACGCUGCUUAGAAUGAUUUUUUUAUUUUCAUUUUACAAAUUUUCAUUGAAUAAGUGCCAUUCGAGCUACUAAAGACGGAAGAAAGAAGCUUUAAUAUUUUACAUCAAAAAGUAUUUUGCUUUUAAAUGCCAGAGGUGGCAAUCUGUGAAGGUUAUGGAACAAAACUAGAUUCGGAGUUGACUCAACGUCUACUUCAAACUCUGAAACAACGGAAUUAGUGGUGCGAAGAACUGUCUGAAUUGCUUUUCUCCACCUCUGCAUUAAAUGCUUUCAUCAUUAGUAACUUCCUAUAAAUAAACGUGUGUGAGACUUCAACUCAUUAGAAUAAAUGGUACAAAAAAUACACAUUUAAAAAUAACGGUACAAAAAAAGACUUCCUGCAGUUCAUUUGCCAUGCGAACGAUUUCCACUU